GAAUCAUUCACGUGAGUGUCCAUUGAUGUAACGAUUUUUUUUAUGAACCCUCUUACUUAGGUCAUUGUACUUCACCACGAUCCUUAGACCGUAGGAUUCGUUGUGUUCUGAGAAUUCCGAAUACAUUGAACAGAAUUAUGGCGAGUGCUUUUCCAGAAGAAGACUUGGACGAAUCCUGUGACAACUGUGGAGAAGACCGGGUUUGUUAUUGUCUGAAAUGUAUGCUUAGUUUAUGUAAGAAGUGCAAGGACAGUCAUGCUCACUCGGAAGAAGGCCAUGACAUUCUGGACCUGCCGCCAUUGGAGCAAAACAUGCCCAUGUGUGUGCAGCACAAUGAUAGAGAGAGCACGUUGUACUGCUGGGGGUGUCAGGUCCCUACGUGUGAGGAGUGCGCGCGGGAAAAUCACCUAAAUGAGGGUCAUGAUGUUGUCGAAAUGACAACGGCUGCUCUCAUCAAGCGGAACCAGCUUAUAAGAGACUUUGCUGAGGAAAAGAACAAACUAACGCCUCAAUUGCAGAGUCAGGUUAAGAAUAUUGAAGAAGGUGUGGAAGCUUACAAAGCGUAUUUUCAAAAUCUAAAAGAUGCCAUGACAGCUCAAGCAGAAAAACUAAAACAAAUGGUGAAUGAAGUUGUCGAAGAACGACAGAGGGAAUUGAAAGAAAUGGAAAAGAAUAGUGCCAUUAUUUUACAAGAACAAAGACAGAAAUUGGAAGAUCAUGUUGCUGAAAUUCAUGACACUAUCAACGAAUAUCGCGAAACCGAACAAUCCGGCGAUCCCGAGAAAAUCAAAGAGUUUGCUGAUAAAAACAUGGACAAGAUUUCACGACUGAAGCAGUUUCCAGAGAUGGUUAAGGUCACACCUCCAACUUAUGAAUCUGCCAAAGUUGACGUUGACUUUAUCAGAGAAAUGUUUGGAACAUUGGUCUUCAAGGAACACACUUGGUCCACUGAUGAACGUUUGAAAAUACCAGACCCUGAAGAACUUAUCCAGCUUCCCACAAUUGAAAAAGAGGAAGUCCGCAAGAAAUUUGGCACUUUGGUUGUGACUGAAGCGGAACCGACCGAAGAAGAUCCUCAGGAAAAUCAAAGGACAGAAGAAACGGACCCGCAAGUAGAAGAAUCUGAAGGAGAUCAAGAGUUCUCAGAGUCUGUGAUAUCUGAUCAUGAAGACAUUCCUGGAGAAACCGACGAAACUAAAGAUAUAAAAAAGAAUGCAUCAGACUCGGAAUAGAACACAAUGUGAAUUGACACAUUUUGUCAUGUCUACAUCUUAUCAAAACUUUUUCAUACAGAAUAUUUAUAAAGAAGUUUUAGUAA
This is a messenger RNA of Magallana angulata, 1318 nucleotides long. RefSeq names its product E3 ubiquitin-protein ligase TRIM71-like. Gene Ontology annotation, molecular function: zinc ion binding. Bases 138 to 1232 code for a protein of 364 amino acids. The record is from RefSeq and is a predicted model, not a curated record. NCBI's taxonomy places the organism in Eukaryota, Metazoa, Mollusca, Bivalvia, Ostreida, Ostreidae. The transcript has 2 exons.